UCACCGCUGCGUUGACACGUUGCACCCUCCCACACACUAACGCCACCUCGCCAGGUCUCGACUCUCAUUGUGCGAUGCGCUUGCAUUCUCUCGUGAUCAGACUCACGGAGAAGUGCACGUACAUCUAUGCACUGCAGUCACUCGGUUUAAUAGGCAGUUUGUGGAUGAACGCCACUAUCGAGAUUCAAUUUGAGGCGGAAGGACAAGCAUUUCCAGAGGACACUGACUGCUUCACAUUUGUUUUUCCUCCUGCUUGGAUGCUUGCUCUGUGGUUCAAGAAUGGCUGGACUGAACAAUGUUUCUCUCAUCACUCGUCAGCUGACAUGAGGUGCCUUGCUCCUACUCAUCAGGCUACCCACGACAGCCAGCCACAGAGCGUCACCCAGGGUGAAGACCCAUACCGCCGCCGGUAGUGUGCACUGGACUUUGUAGAGGUGGCACCAUGGCCCUGCGCAGACAGAAGAUGAUAGGCAUAGGCCUGAUGCUGUUUGUGUUGUGGAACGUGGCUGCAUAUUUGUUAUUUGCACGGCAAGCUGAUCAAGGCACCAAACCGUCGCCGACUGCUGCACCCACAGCGAUGUCGGCUUUGAACCGGCCAAGUGACCAGGGCGAGCUUGGUGGUCAAGUGGACAAGACAUCCGCACCAGUGGACGCGUCUCAGUCGCUGAAUGAACGGCUCCAACGACUCCAGGAGCAGAUGAAAGACCAGAUGCAGAUCAACGAACAGCUCCUGCAGGAUAUCAUGCAGCAAAAGGAAGCUAUUAUCAAAAGUCGAAAUCUGUCCCCCAAUCAGCCUGAUGUGGCCAAAGUGGACAUGGUGGUCCACCAGCAGGAACCCCAACCCCCGCAGACCAACCCAUUCCAGCUUCCACUGGCCAAACAGGUCAAGUAUCCGUACUCUUCCUACACCAUUCCAGUAUUGAUGAUCGCCUGCAACCGGCCCGAAGCCAUUAGACGGAGUCUGACCAAUCUGCUCCAAAUUAGACCAUCUUCCAGCCAGUUCCCGGUCAUAGUGAGCCAGGAUUGCGGACACCAAGCAACUGCAGAAGAAAUUCAAAAAUUUGGCAGCAAGGUCACCCACAUAAAGCAACCGGAUUUGAGCAGUAUAAGUUUACCGGCACAGCAGAAGAAGUUUGAAGGAUAUUACAAGAUAGCGAGACACUACAAGUGGGCCCUGAAUAAAGUGUUCCAUGAAUUCAACUACGAUGCAGUGAUAAUUGUAGAAGACGAUUUGGACGUGUCUAUAGAUUUCUUUGAGUACUUCCUGGCGACGUAUCCUUUAUUGCAAGAAGACCCAACUCUGUGGUGCGUGUCAGCUUGGAACGAUAAUGGCAAAGACUCCAGGAUAUCAGAUGACGCCGAAUUGCUGUACCGGAGCGACUUCUUUCCUGGGCUCGGUUGGAUGAUGAGGAAGGAAAUAUGGCUGGAACUAGAGUCCAAAUGGCCACAAGGGUUUUGGGACGAUUGGAUGAGAGAUCCCGCCCAGCGCAAGGACAGAGCCUGCAUCCGACCCGAGAUCUCCAGAACAGACACCUUUGGAAAAGUUGGCGUCAGCAGGGGCCAAUUUUUUGAACAGCAUUUGAAGUACAUCAAACUCAACAAGAAAUCAGUGGCAUUCACGAAGCUGGACCUGUCGUUACUGAAGAAGGAAAAUUUUGACCCCAUGUUCAAGAAGGCGGUGUACGGAGCACCCGAGGUCACAAUGGAACAACUGAAGCAGAACACAAUAGGCCAGAAAGCGGUCCGAGUCACGUACACCAACAAAAACAGCUUCAAAUUGUUGACCAAACAGCUGGGAAUCAUGCAGGACCUAAAGUCUGGGGUUCCACGAGCUGGCUACAUGGGAGUGGUCAGUUUUAUGUUUAACGGUCAUCGGGUCUACCUGGCACCAACAGAAGACUGGAAAGGAUAUGACCAUACGUGGAGUUAACGCAGGCUCUAUAAUUGGCCACCGCCAUCUCAUGAGAUUGAACUCUUGGUGGCGCUGUGCGGUCAGACCGCUAGACGUGAGCCAGCAGUGCUAGUUUGGAAUCAUGAGACUUUAGACUGGAGACCUGAUCUCACAGAAGAUGUACAUCUGAGGACGACGCAACGCCUUCAAAGCUUCUGAAAUUGCAUGGGUUCCUGGGCACCUCACGAACACUACCUGUCCUCUAGCCUGAUUGGACGUGUUCUUAAGUACGCGUACAUGCACACACGGCCUGCAGUGCUUGGCCAUGCACAGGUGGAUAUGGACAUGGUCAACCCCUGUGUCAGAGGUCUUGCGGACCAUUCUUUGACCCUAAAUCUGCGUGAGGUGAUAUUACAGGCUGUGUUCAGAGUUUUGACCAAUAGAGAGGAUGCUUUGUACUUUUUCACUUCAGACAGCAAAUGAGUGCAGCGCAAACAGUGCAAGUCUAGGUAACCAUGGUAACAGUACUCCGCGUGUGUCAAAUUCCAACUACUUACACCCUUCUUAGCAGCCUCAGGCCACAUCUAUUUCAUUCCAGAUACGGUGAAAGCUAGAAAAUAGGGUUUUUUCUUGAAAGGAGCACCGGUUCAUGUUCAGCAGGACAAACCGCUGACUGGAUUGAAAUGAUAGCAGAGACCAAUGCAGGAUGCGUUUGAUAGGGCGCCCUCGCUUGAAUCAACCGUGGGAUACACACAGGCCGCACGACCUGCGAGGCAACCGGCAUCAACCAGCAUCAGCAAAACAGCACUCACAGAGCACUCGCCAAUUGAAGUGAUUGUUUUUAUAGCAUGUCCUUCAGACAACGUGCUGGACGUGCCCAUCCACAGGAGCACACAAUGUUCAUGAAAACAGGAAUCAAUUAGGAUUCAUGUUCAGGGGCCAGUUUCAUAGUGCUGUCAAGCAGAGUUAUCCCUCGAAUACAUGCAGUGGUCCUUCUACAGUGCGUAUACAGUUCACUAAACUUGAUCACACCUGCUCACACUAUGCCACCUCUACAUGUAUUGUUUAAGUAUUUGCAGUCACUUGGUAACUGUACUUUUGUCUGGAGUAAGUUAAUGAGCCUUUUCACUGCUGUUCCUGUGUACAUGUACUGGUAAUGUUCUGCUGCUGAAGCUCUGAACUGAAGACUUUGCUGACAUUUUCGGCACUCAGCCUGAAAAUACACGCACAGAUGUAUGUAGUC
Acanthaster planci (crown-of-thorns starfish) is the source of this 3134-nucleotide messenger RNA. RefSeq names its product alpha-1,3-mannosyl-glycoprotein 2-beta-N-acetylglucosaminyltransferase (gene mgat1). Gene Ontology annotation, molecular function: alpha-1,3-mannosylglycoprotein 2-beta-N-acetylglucosaminyltransferase activity. Gene Ontology annotation, biological process: protein N-linked glycosylation. The record is from RefSeq and is a predicted model, not a curated record. Gene Ontology annotation, cellular component: Golgi apparatus. NCBI's taxonomy places the organism in Eukaryota, Metazoa, Echinodermata, Asteroidea, Valvatida, Acanthasteridae.